Messenger RNA from Vicia villosa (hairy vetch), 663 nucleotides. Its product is annotated as agamous-like MADS-box protein AGL80. Gene Ontology annotation, biological process: positive regulation of transcription by RNA polymerase II. The record is from RefSeq and is a predicted model, not a curated record. The coding region runs from base 40 to 663 and encodes 207 amino acids. Gene Ontology annotation, molecular function: RNA polymerase II cis-regulatory region sequence-specific DNA binding; protein dimerization activity; DNA-binding transcription factor activity, RNA polymerase II-specific. NCBI's taxonomy places the organism in Eukaryota, Viridiplantae, Streptophyta, Magnoliopsida, Fabales, Fabaceae. The transcript has a single exon.
UUUCUUUAUCGAUUUUCAUCUUAUUUUCUUGUCAAAACCAUGACUAGGAGAAAGUUGAAACUUGCUUUCAUUGAGAACGAUAAGGCUAGGAAAUUAACAUACAAUAAAAGGAAGAAGAGUUUAUUGAAGAAGGUUGAUGAAAUAACAACACUUUGUGGUAUCUACGCUUGCGCCAUAAUUUAUGGCCCGUACGAUCCACGACCUGAGAUCUGGCCAUCGCCGUCGAGAGUGGAAAAGGUGCUUUCGAAAUUCAAGACAGCGCCUGAGUUUGAUCAAAGCAGAAGGAUGGUGAAUCAAGAGAGUUUUCUAAAACAAAGGAUUUCCAAGGGUGAAAACCAACUUCAAAAGCAACGGAGAGACAACAGAGAGAACGAGACAACUAUGCUCAUGUUUCAAUGUCUCCAUGCUGGGAAGGUCGUGCCGAACGAUGUGUCGAUGGGUGGUUUGAAUGAUCUUGCUUGGUUGAUCGAUCAGAAUUUGAAAAAGAUUGGUAGAAGGUUGGAAUCUAGUGAUAGUAACAAUAAUAUUCAUCCAAAUCAAAGCGAAAUACAACCACUGCCGUUUACGGAUUUGAUGAAUGGUAAUGGUGAUGAGACAGUGUCACUGCCAUUUGGUAAUGAUGAUGAAAAUCUUGAGAAUGAAUUUUGGAGGAACCUACAAUAG